Molecule: messenger RNA, 1087 nt
Organism: Paramecium pentaurelia
Lineage: Eukaryota; Ciliophora; Oligohymenophorea; Peniculida; Parameciidae
Source: the annotation of a GenBank genome assembly
AUGACUUCUACACAACUUUAAAAAUACUCACUGAUGGAUAUAUUGAUGAUUUUUUUUUAAAAAGAUAAGUUGAUUUUUAAAUACUCUAAACACAGAUAGUCUAUUUAUUCUCAAGAAAAGAUAAUAAAUAGACCAAAAAGAAGUUGAGAAUUUAGAGAGAUCAUUUUCUGUAAUAAACUAAAACCAAAAAACCAAUUAAUUCUUCCAGAAAAAAAAAAAGGGUAAUGCUAAUAAUUAUGACAAUAGAAUCUUUUUAAUAAACUUACUAAAGCCCAUUUAAAUAGACGAUACAGAAGAAUCAAAAUAAUUAGGUAUUUCCUAAUAAGAAUCCAACAUUGAUCCCUAUAUAGACCUAAAUAGAUAUUGCAAUUUAUGUAAAGUUGUCUUUAAAAGUAAGACAAGAUUAAAACAACAAAUUACAAAAAAACACCAUUCAAACUUGUAAUAAAAAAAAAUAAUAAUUUUUGUUGAAUCAAUUCAGGUAAGUCAGAUCUGUGCUGCUGACCAUAAUUACAAAAGCACAAAAACCAAAACGAGCAUAUGCUUGUAAACUAUAAAAUUAUAAACUCCAAAUUAAUUAAUCGUCCUCACAUGGAACGUAUCCUCAAUGAAAUAUGAUACUCUAAAAACUGUCAAAUAAACAGGAGCACAUAUAAUGUGCUUUCAAGAAACAAGAAAAGAAAUACUAAACUUCCCUUCUUUUACAUAUUAUAAUAGAUUAGGAAAAGAAAAUCAUACCAGGGGAGGUGGGAUAGCAAUCGGAGUUCACAAUUAAUUCUUCACGAAAGAUAUUUCAAAUAUACUCCCUCAAAUAGACAAAUAAUUAGAAAUGGUAACUGAUCUAAAUAACUUGAUAAAGACUAGAAAUAUUCGUAUUGAAUAUCUACUCACCAAAAAAACCAUUUUUCUAAAAAUCAAAAGCCAUUUUUAUUGUCAUCUAUCAAUCGAAAAUCUAAUUGCUGUAAAUAAAAGAUCUAGUGCCAUAAACCUAGCAUGCUUUUAGCAGAAUUAUAUAAUCAAAAGUAAUAAAAAGGAAAACAGACUGCCUACUAAUUAACGCGGAUUUUAAAGCUAAGAGCACUUUUGA